Molecule: messenger RNA, 660 nt
Organism: Humulus lupulus (European hop)
Lineage: Eukaryota; Viridiplantae; Streptophyta; Magnoliopsida; Rosales; Cannabaceae
Exons: 2
Coding region: 1-660 (219 amino acids)
Source: RefSeq, a predicted model, not a curated record
AUGUGCAUUAUAGAUUCAUGUGCCGGGCAUUCAUUUGCAUCCAUGAAAUAUGUGAAAAGAUUGGCUAGACCACCUGAGAAGUUAUCAGAAGUAUUAAGUACCGUGUUACCAUCUGGGGAGAUAUUGUAUUCGGACCAGUGGAUAAAAAGAGUUCAUAUUUAUAUUGAUGGUAAAGAACUAUAUGUGAACUUGGUGAUGUUAGAAAUGCAUGAUUAUGAAGUGAUACUAGGUAUGGAGUGGCUUUCUAAGUAUAAUGCUACUAUUGAUUGUAAAAAGAAGACAGUGACAUUCAAACCUUCUAAAGAAGAUCAAUUUGUGUUUAUUGGAACUUUACCAAUGAAUAGGAUCCCAAUAAUUUCUACUAUGAAGGCGAUGAAAUUUUUGAAGAAUGGUGGUGUGGGAUAUUUGGCUAGGAUAAUAGAUACUUCCUUACUGAAAGAAGUGAAGCCCGAAGAUGUACCUGUAGUCAAGGAGUUCAUAGAGGUGUUUCUAGAAGAUUUACCAGGAUUACCAUCUGACAGAGAAAUAGAAUUCCUGAUUGAGUUAUUACUUGUUUAUUCGUGGUCUAAGGAUGAACAUGGGAAGCACUUGAGGCUAACAUUAGAGAAGUUAAGGGAGAAGAAAUUAUACAAGUUUAAGAAAUGUGAGUUUCAGCUAUAG